CCGGAAGUAAGAAAACGGCUAAGCUGCUAGUUAACAGAAGAAGAACGGGGGUUUGUUUACAGGGGUUUACAGCUAGCUUUUAAAUUAAAUACAAAUAAUGAACACUGCGGUAAAAUAGGGAUUAUUAGCGCGUUCAGGCUGUUUACAGUUGGACAGGAGGAUGAAAACACGGGGAGUGUUCUACACGGAGGAGAAACUCCAGCGGAGAGUCCGAUAGUUAGCAAGAUACGAGUCUCAGUGUUAGCGGCUAGUCAGGGGCGGAGAGAGAGAGAGAGAGCGGGGAUAGAGAGAAGGAGAGAGCGGGUAAAGGGAGAGAGAGAGGGAGAGAGAGAGGGAUAGAGAGAGGGAUAGAGAGAGGGAGAUUAUAUGAACCGGGGGAAACAUGUCUUUAGUAGCGUACGACAGCAGCGACGACAGUGAGCGCGAUGAUCCGAGCCCAGCGCCACGCAGCUCGAAUAAAGCCGGCGGAAUGUUCGCCUCCCUGCCCGCCCCCAAGCGCCCGGAGCCCGCAAUGGGCAACCCUGUACCCGGCCUGGAGCUUCCACGGGCCAAGAAGCGCUCAGAGCCGGUCAGGAUCAGUGCUCCAGAGAUCCGAGCGGACAGCUCUGAUGAGGAUGAAGAGGAGCCCAUGAGGAAGAAAGUAGGAUCUCAGGGUGCUGGUGGUCUUUCUGCUCUCCUGCCCCAACCCAAACACCUGAGUGUGAAGGAAAUGCAGCGCCCUCUGGUGCCCCACACCCUGACCAAACGCCCCGCCCCCGCCGCUCACAACAAAAGCUCGAGGUCGGCGUCUCAGGGUGUGUCCGCGGCGAGUCCGUCUCCGUCGGCUAUUAAAGCGGCGGCCAAGUCGGCGUCUCUGCAGUUCGCUCGGCAGAUGGCGGCGGACGAGGAGGGAAGUGACGAUGAGCUCGUGGCAGAGAAUUUCUUCUCCCUGUCGGAAAACUCUGCAGAACCGGAGGUCGGAGCGUCGUAUCCCGACCCUCAGCCCUACACCCCCUCACUGCAGCCUUCUCCCUGCGCCGAGGACGCGCCGCUCGACUUCACCUCCAGCACAGACACACAAUCCAGACCCACCUGGGGCACUAACGAGUACCCCACCCCCGAGUAUCUACCACAGAACCACAAACACGCUGCUCAGGAGUUAUAUAGUGCAGGUUUUUACCAGGAGCAGAAUUGUGAGCAGGAGGAAGCAGAGUCCUCCACUCUGUUCAACGAUGAAGCAUUCCGCAGGCUGCAGGGGAAACAGAACCGAGGGAAAGAGGAGAUCAAGUUCUUGGAGAUUAAAGGUGAUGAUCAGCUCAGUGGCCAUCAGCAGUGGAUGAUGAAGAACAUGACGACGGAGAUGGAGCCACGCAGGUCCUUCAGCAAGAAAAAAGGAGAUCAGCCGACAGGACAACAGCGUCGCAAACACCAGAUCACAUAUCUCAUCCAUCAAGCUAAGGAACGAGAGCUGGAGCUGAAGAACAGCUGGUCUGAAAACAAACUUACACGCAGACAAACUCAGGCCAAAUACGGCUUCUAGAGGAGAUCUUUGUGUGCGUGUGUGUGUGUGUGUGUGUGUGUGAGAGAGAGAGAGAGAAAAAGACAGACAGACAGACAGAGAGAGUGAGAGAGAGAGAAUUGAAAUGAACAUGUUGGUGUGAGAUGUUUCAGCAUUGAGUGAGAGAAAACUGUAACAUGAGACAGAGCCUGAAACAUCCACCAGGUGUGUGUGUGUGUGUGUGGGUUAGUGUGUGUGUGUGUGGGUUAGUGUGUGUGUGUAUGUAUAUACAUUCUUUAUCUAAAGGUACCAGAAGUUGCCCACACUCAUUUAAUCCGUUAUUCUGCCCCGUCCCUGGAAAGCCUGAGUCCUGCUCUGUUGGAGAUGAAGCUUCUGGUUCAGUGCCUGAGAUCAGCACACAUCAGCCUCUGCUCUGCCUUCAGACUUUGGGCCACGUCUCAUUCCCCUGGUGUCGAGUUCAGAGCGAUGUCAUGUGCACUGUACUAACCAGAGACUACGCGCUUCAGUUAAACAUUAGCUUCAUCAGCCUGCUGGAGUAAGUGCACAGUGUGGACAUUUAGAAGAACUUCUCCUCCAUCUUCACCAGCUCCUGUUUCAGCUACAAAUCUGUGAACUGCAUGAACAUGUGUGUGUGUGCGCGCGCGCGUGCGAGUGUGUGUAGUAACCCAGUAAUACUCUGUAUAGCAGCCAGAUUUUUUUUUGUGAAGUAAUAAAACAAUAAAGAGAGAAAGUCUGAAAGGUGAAA
Silurus meridionalis is the source of this 2243-nucleotide messenger RNA. RefSeq names its product proline rich mitotic checkpoint control factor (gene prcc). The record is from RefSeq and is a predicted model, not a curated record. The transcript is spliced from 7 exons. The coding region runs from base 383 to 1519 and encodes 378 amino acids. Lineage: Eukaryota; Metazoa; Chordata; Actinopteri; Siluriformes; Siluridae. Gene Ontology annotation, cellular component: nucleus.